UUGACAUUCAGUUUAUCGAGUCUGUUCGAAGUGAAAUAACAAAACUUUCAAAGCGUAUUUAAUCUUUCGGAUAAUAAACAUACGUACAAUGCCUAUAAUCAACACUCCCGACAAAUUGGAAUAUAAAUUUUUUCCUGUCUCCCAUGGCGUUUUCACUUUUAAAAUUCGAGCACCCAAUGAUGCUCAUUUGGCCUUGACCUCCCAACCCAAAGAAAGGCUACCAAUGUAUGAGGUCUUCAUUGGUGGCUGGGCCAAUACAAAGUCUGUUAUACGUCGUAAUCGUCAGCAACCCGAUGUUGUACAAGUGGCUACACCUAAAAUUUUGAGCUCCAGUGAGUAUCGUGGUUUCUGGAUUCGUUGGCAAGAACAGACUAUUACAGUAGGACGUGCAGGAGAAUCAAUGGCUUUUAUGACCUACAAGGAUCCACAACUGUUUUCCAUCAACUAUGUAGGUUUAAGUACGGGAUGGGGUGCAUCGGGUACUUGGUCAUUUGAAGAUGCUACCUCGCCAGCAGCAACAAUAAACCACAGUUCGUCAUUGGGUUAUAAUCCUAUGGCCAUGUCAUACGCACCUCAGUUGGAAUCCUUCAGGUGUGCUACAACAGCUGCCAAAGGAUAUCCAACUCAACAAUUAAAUCAUAGCCAUACAACAGCAAUGGAUAUGGGUAAACCAUUUCAACAACCAAUUCAUGCUACUGCUCCUACGAUGGAUGUGGGAUAUCCAUCGCAACCUGUUUGCCCUAGCGGUGCCCCUGCAGGAUAUCCAAAUCAACCAGCACCUCAUGCCACCGUUACAACAACAGUGAAUAUGGGAAAUCCAUAUCAACAAGCACAUGCUAUGCCUACUCCUCCUAAAGCCACGAGUUAUGCAUAUCAACCAGUUAGUAGCGGUGCCACCAUGGGAUAUCCAUCUCAACAAGCACAUCACAUACCUACUUCCACAAUGGCCACGAGUUAUACACAUCAACCAGUUCCCCCUAGAGUUCCUUCGAUUUAUCCCUCCCUAACUCCCCAAGAAUCUUGGGUGCCAGCCACAAGUGGUACAAUUCCACCAAAUGCGGUUUCGGGGGGACGAGAUGGCCACGAACAGCUUUAUAUAGCUCGUGCACGCCAUGCUGCCGAUCUGAUUCCAGGAAAAUUGCAUCCCUCUCACGGAUGUUGUUAUGUCGCCUUUGGUGGCGAAGAACACAGUCACCGGCAGUAUGAAGUGUUGUGUAAUUCGUAUGGAAGGUGGAUACCUUUUAAUGGCAGAUUACCUCCAAACGCCCUUCUGGGGGGUAAUACAGCCAAUGGGGAACCUUUAUACAUUAGUCGAGUUCAUCAUGAUGGCGCUAUUACAAUUGGAAAAUAUCAUCCAUCACAUGGUAAUUGCUAUAUACCCUAUGGUGGUAAGGAAAUAGCCUUCAGGGACUUUGAAAUAUAUGUUUCUCAUUACUACAGUCCCGCCUCGCUGUCGAACUCUACCGCCGUCGUGGCCUUUUUCGGAACUACCACCACACUGGUCAGCUCCCAUCGUUGUCCCAUGACUGCCGUGUACUCAUCGGGGGACUCGCCAGAGGAAACUCCAGGAUCUCUUUUAAGUAUGGUCCAUCGCUAUCCGGGCUACAACAGUGCUGCCGAGGGAGACCGACCCAAUAGAAGCGGCAAAAAUCCUUUAGCCCCCGCAGUGACCACCCUUCAACGCGUUUUGUUUCGAGAGAUAGGCGGCAGUUUUGUGAACGCUUCAAUUUUUAAAAAAAAAAAUCUAUAUUCAAAUAUGCCUACCAUCAAUACCGCCGAUAAAUUGCAAUACCAGUUUUUCCCCGCUACCAAUGGGAUUUUCUCAUUUAAAAUUCGGGCUCCCAAUGAUGCUCAUUUGGCACUGACCUCUCAACCUACGGAAAAUCUACCAAUGUAUGAAGUCUUUAUUGGAGGUUGGGGCAACACAAAAUCAGUAAUUCGACGCAAUCGUCAGCAACCCGAAGUUGCGGAAGCGCAGACACCCAAAAUAUUGAAUGCCAAUGAAUAUCGUGGCUUUUGGAUUCGCUGGUAUGACCAAACCAUUACUGUGGGUCGUGAAGGAGAAUCCACGGCUUUUAUGUCGUUUAGAGAUCCCCAAUUAUUUCCCAUCAGCUAUGUGGGUCUAUGUACGGGGUGGGGAGCCACAGGUUCAUGGAUUUUCGAGGAAUGUGCUCCCUCAGCUCCUAGCAUGACUGCCUAUUCGGCUCCUCAAAUGAGCUACAAUUCUCCUCCUGGCUUUAAUCCCGCAGCCAUGGGCUAUGCACCUCAACCAGUGCAACCCACGGUGGCAGCCACUGUGGCCUACCCUACUCUGAAUCAGGGGCAAGGCAACUGGGUACCAGCUGCUAAUGGAGUUAUUCCUCCUAAUGCUGUUUCCGGAGGUAUGGAUGGUAAUGAUCAGCUAUAUGUGGCCCGUGCCCGUCACGGCUCUGAUUUGGUACCCGGCAAAUUACAUCCCACCCAUGGCUGUUGUUAUGUGCCCUAUGGUGGCGAAGAACAUCCCCAUAAGGAGUACGAGGUUUUGUGUAACUCCUAUGGCAAUUGGGUACCCUAUAAUGGCAAUAUUCCUCAAAAUGCUGUACCUGGAGGUAGUGCUGGUAACGGUGAACCUUUGUACAUAGGACGUGUCCACCAUAAUGGUACCAUUACUGUUGGGAAAUUCCAUCCAUCCCAUGGCAAUUGCUUUAUUCCUUAUGCUGGCAAGGAAAUGGCCUUUAAGGAUUUCGAAAUUUAUGUAUCCCAGUAAUGGCGAGGGUUAUUUGGCGGUAACCUUCCUUAAACUUUCCCAGUUUUAUUCUUGUAAUAUUUGAAAGUAUUUUUUUUUUUUCUUACCAUAACUAAAAAAGAAUUUUGUAUUUAAACGAAAAUGUUAUUCCAAUAAUUUGUAAA
This is a messenger RNA of Stomoxys calcitrans (stable fly), 2889 nucleotides long. RefSeq lists its product as uncharacterized. Bases 89 to 2746 code for a protein of 885 amino acids. The transcript is spliced from 7 exons. NCBI's taxonomy places the organism in Eukaryota, Metazoa, Arthropoda, Insecta, Diptera, Muscidae. The record is from RefSeq and is a predicted model, not a curated record.